AGACCUUGAAACUGAAAGGCUAAUCAAUUCUAAUUAAUUGCAACAUUCAACAUUCACACCUGCCUCAAACAGUUCUUUCUCCCACCCUGGACAUUCCACAGAUAUAUAAACCCCACUUGCCUAGUUUCCAAGAGACCUCACAACCUCUGAGGCUGCCUGCCAUAGUGUGGGCGAAACGUCAGGACUGGAACUUGGCCAUACAGCCUGGAAAACCCACAGCAACCUGCAGUAAAGUGGUAUAGAACAAUAUCAUAAUAUAUAAUACUAACAUUGUGCUAUGCUAAUAAUAUAUUAUAUAUACAUAUAGUAUUAAUAAUUGUAUUAUAAUGUAAGACAAUAAUAUACAAUAAUAUUGUAAUAUAAUAAUACUAAUAUAUUAAUUUUUUUUAUUGUGAGCCGCUUUGAGUCUCCAUUUGGAGAGAUAAAGCGGGAUAUAAAUAAAUCAAUUAAAUAAACUCGCAAGAUUCCAUAAUCAUGGAGCCAUGGCAGUUGGAGUGGCGUCAAAGUGCGCUAAUUCUAUAGUGCAGGUGCGCCUGGAGACCAAAGUACACGACGUUAGCAUGUCUCCAACGAAACGCAAAGCGCGUGGAAAAACGUAGCAGCCACGACACUCAAAGACCCUUUGGAAAACAUAUCUCGAUCCAGCGCGAGCUUUGUCUCUAGAAUUUUAUACUGUCUGUGGCUAUGCGAAGACAGCGUACGCCCUUCCUUCCUGCAACUGUCGCGAUAUCUGGAGAGGGCAACAGUCCCCCUACCCAUCAUCCCUCGCGGCAGUUGAAAAGUGGCGCGAGGCGUUGUUGUGGUUGUCGUCGUCAUGGCGCAGGGUGCUCCCAGGCCCUCGCCCUCCUCCUCGACUUCUCCGCCUCCGGUGAAGGUCUUGGCCUCGCAGCUGAGGCGCUGCUGCCGCCGGGACCCUGUCGACGGGUGGCUGCUGGACCGGGCGGAGUUCGGACGCAGGGCGCUGGCGGUGCCGGUGGUGUGGAUGCAGGGCAAAGUGCUGAGCGUGGAGGCGGGGCCCGGCGGCGGCGCGGUGCGUCUGCGCGACGGGAGCGGCUGCUUUGUGGCCGAGGGAGCCGGGGGCGUCCCCAAGGGCCGGCCCUGCCUCCACGCCGGGAAGUACGUGAUGGUGCUGGGCCUGGUUCGCUCCUGCGGCCCCGGCGAACCCACCCUCCGUGCCCUCAAGCUGACAGACCUCUCCGGGAACCCCCUGAACGAGGCCAGCUGGGAGGCCGAGGUGGAGGAGCUGCACAGGCGCGUCCUCCCCUGAAGUGAAGGAGGAGCCCACCGACAGGCAGCUGUGGGAGACUCCAGUGGACAGAAUAAACACUUACUUGCCUUUCUAAAAGCUGGGACACUUGCUGAAUCUGAACAAGCCCACUGGAGGAUAGGAAUGUUACUUUAUGCCUUCAUUUCUAAAAGCUGGGACACUUGUUAUUUCUAAACAAGCAGACUCAAGUAUAGUAAUUUCACUGUAUACCUUCAUUCCUUAAACCUGGGACAACUGCUGUUUCUAAACAAACUGACUCAAGUAUAGUAGGGACACUUGCUAUUUCUAAACAAACCGACUCCAAGGAUAGGAAUUUCACUGUAUAUCUUCAUUCCUUAAACCUGGGACAACUGCUCUUAUAAACAAACCGACUCAGAGGAUAGGAAUUUCCCUUUAUACCUUUAUUUCUAGCAGCUGGGACAAUUGCUAUUUCUAAACAAGCCGACUCAAGUAUAGUAAUUUCACUUUAUAUCUUCAUUUCUUAAAGCUGGGCGCCCUUCCACACAGCCAUAUAAUCCAGAAUAGCAAGGCAGAAAAUCUCACCUUUUCUGCUUUGAGCUGGAAUAUAUGGCAGUAUGGACUCUCAUAACCCAGUUCAAAGCAGAUACUGUGGGAUUUUCGGCCUUGAUAUUCUGGGUUAUAUGGCUGUGUGGAAGGGCCUUAGGACACUUGCUAUUUCUAAACAAGCUUACAAUUAAAGUUAAGAGAUUCAAAUAUUUCAUCUGUGGAUAUUUCGAACUUCAAAUGGGGUUUCCUCUUACAUAUUUUAAGUUUUAAUAUUAAAUUCAGAUAUCUAUUCCAUAAAUCAAAAAACCAUGGCUUCUUGAAAGAUUAGCCUCAUCAUGUAUAGCACUUGAAAAAGAAGGAAUACUCAUAAAAAUAAUAUGUUAUUUCAUUGUUUAAAAUAUUUAAAAAUCUCAGUGAAACAUACUCAGCAGAGACAUGCUCAGAGUCACCCUCUGAUUCCUGAUUUGCCUUUUAGCAGAAUAAUGGCUGGAAAAUCAGUGUGCAGUGUCUAUUUGCCAGUUUUUCUCAAGAUCUUUAAUAUGUACAAACUAAAUUUCAGUGGAGAAAAGCGAGAAUUAUAAACCCCGGAGCAUGUAAGCUUGUUUGGAGGUAGAAAACACCUUGUUCUGCCCCAGAACUGCUGUGGCUGAAGGGACAGCAGACUCAACAUGAACAGGAACACUUUCCUUUCUAAAAGCUGGGACACUUGUUAUUUCCAAACAAGCUGACUCAAGUAUCAUAAUUUCACUUUAUACCUUCAUUUCUAAAAUCUGGGACAUUUUCUAUUUCUAAACAAGCCAAUUUGAAUACAGCUACUUCACUUUUACACAGUUCAUGGGCAAAACAGUCCUUUGGCAGAAUGCUGAGCUUUGUUAAAGCCUAGCUGCUCCUCAACUUCCUGUGGGUUGCGCAAGCUCACCUGCUGAUUUUAAGCAUUGUUUAUUGAAGAGAAAGUAGUCCAAACGGAUACAAAAGAAUGAUGUAAGAAAAUACCAUGUCCCUUUGCAGAACAAUGCCUUGUUAAAUCUGCAGAUUUGGUUAUUCGUUAGCCUUUUCUUCUUGCGUGAUACAUGGACUCUCAUACUGAUGUAAAACACUUUACUAAAGAGGUAGCAAGACAAAAUGGACAAACAAAUUUCAAGACUGGCUUGUUAAAUCUGCAGGUUUACUUGUCAGUUACUCGUUCGCCUUAGCGUUCUAACUUGAGUGAUGCAUAAACCCUUAUGCUGGUUUAAAACACCAUUUAUUGAAGAGAUAGUUGACAAAGUAGACCAAACUAAGAGGAGCUAUUUUGAAAAACACAGGUUUUUUUCUACACCUCAGGAGUGUCUGGACAGCUAAACAUACAUAUAAUUUAAGGCUUGUAUUGGGCAGAUUGUGUGUUGUGAAAUGGAGCAAAAUCUAAAAACUGCUAAUUUGAGCAUAUCUGAUUGGUAUUCCCUGUUGGUGGGCAGUGAGUCUUUUAGUGGCUAACAAUUUCAAUUGCCUUCCCAGUGGGUGGAUGGGAGGCAGUUACAGUAUAUAGAAUAAUUUGCAACUUCCAAGAAGUUGGAUAUAAUGCAUGCUGAAUGUUGCAUGGGAUAUCUGACACCUCAGAACAGCACAAGAGGAGUAUUUCUUUUUUGACCAUAUGUUUGGAGUUUAUUUGCCAUUUCCUUUGAUUCGUUAUAUAUACAGUACCAUAAUCCUUUUAUGUGACACAGAGUAUCAGAUUUCAAGUCUGGGAAAUUUUCUUUGAUUCUAAGGUUCAUUAAAAGAAAAGGAAAUAAAAUGAAUUCUGUCAUUGAA
This is a messenger RNA of Anolis carolinensis (green anole), 3562 nucleotides long. RefSeq names its product RecQ mediated genome instability 2 (gene rmi2). The transcript has a single exon. Gene Ontology annotation, cellular component: nuclear speck; cytosol. NCBI's taxonomy places the organism in Eukaryota, Metazoa, Chordata, Lepidosauria, Squamata, Anolidae. The record is from RefSeq and is a predicted model, not a curated record. The coding region runs from base 815 to 1267 and encodes 150 amino acids. Gene Ontology annotation, biological process: regulation of sister chromatid segregation; DNA repair; negative regulation of double-strand break repair via homologous recombination.